Pseudocercospora fijiensis CIRAD86 is the source of this 1080-nucleotide messenger RNA. RefSeq lists its product as uncharacterized. NCBI's taxonomy places the organism in Eukaryota, Fungi, Ascomycota, Dothideomycetes, Mycosphaerellales, Mycosphaerellaceae. Gene Ontology annotation, cellular component: cytosol; cytoplasmic ubiquitin ligase complex. The transcript is spliced from 2 exons. The record is from RefSeq and is a predicted model, not a curated record. The annotation marks the transcript as partial. Gene Ontology annotation, biological process: autophagosome assembly; nucleophagy; autophagy of mitochondrion. Gene Ontology annotation, molecular function: Atg8-family ligase activity.
CAGAAUCUGAUCCAUUCCUUCAUCGAUCCUCUCCGUGACCGCUUUGCCCCGAUCAGCCACAACAGCGAUUUUCGCACCACCGGCCAGAUUACUCCAGAGGAGUUUCAAGCCGCCGGCGACUUUCUUGUCCACAAGUUCCCGAGCUGGAGCUGGGCUGGCGCUGCUUCGGAAAGCCAGCGCGUCUCCUACUUUCCAGCCGACAAGCAGUACCUGAUCACUCGUGGCGUGCCAUGUCGCAAGCGCAUCAAGGCCGACGACUUCGCCGGCUCGGCCAGCGGCGAGGACCAGCUUGUGCUCGACAUGCUGAGGGAGUCGGGCUCGGAUGGUGGAGAGGAUGACGGAUGGCUCAAGGCGGGUGGUAACAGCACUGCCGAGAACAAGAAGGAUGCCGAACUCAUGAAGGAUGUUAAGACUGUCGACGAUGACGGCAAGCUGGGCGAGGAAGCUGAAGAGGAGGAGAUUCCAGACAUGGAUGACGAGGAAGAUGACGAAGAGGCAAUCAUCCGCGACCCCAGUGCUGGUAAGAGAGAUGGUAGUGAUGGCUUGCGCAACUACACCCUUUACAUCACCUACACGCCAUACUAUCGCACUCCGCGCCUGUACCUAUCAGGCUACGAUUCCAGCAACAAGCCACUUCUGCCGAUGGCCAUGAUGGAAGACAUUGUCGGUGACUACAAAGACAAGACGGUCACACUCGAGGACUUCAACUUCACCAACCCACCGAUCAAGACUGCUUCAGUGCACCCUUGCAAGCAUGCCAGUGUCAUGAAGGUGCUGCUCGAUCGCGCUGAUGCUGCACUGAAGCUUCGCAUUGAGAAGAUGAAGCAUGGCGAGAAGGCGUCGCCUGCUGGCAUGGAGGGCCUGGUCGACCAGACAGCCAAGCUCGACGUCAAGGACAAGGCAGCACCACCCAAGGGCAAGGACAAGGAUGGUGAGGGCGAGUGGGAGGUGCUGUCCUCGGACGGUGCUCAGGACGACGAGGCUCCAGCUAUUCGGGUCGAUCAGUAUCUGGUUGUCUUCCUCAAGUUCAUGGCUUCUGUCACGCCGGGAAUCGAGCAUGAUUUCACGAUGGGUGUUUGA